UGCUUCAAACCUUAAAGUUGUUAUUUGUGUGAACGUGUUUCACGGGGGCGACUGUUUCCAGGGAAACCGUCAAUCAUUCAGUGAGUGACGUCAGCGUUUCCACUCGACUGUUAGCUCCCAGUAAAGGAGCCUGAACCCGGCUGGAUGUGGAGCGUUCGUGCUCUGCUCGGCUUCCUGGUGACCUCACGACCCGCGGCGGCGUUUGCUCCGGCGGGAACCUGCUUGCUGCCCGCCGCCGCGCCCGACGCCCUCGGGAGGAACCGCUGCCCUAGCAGACCGGCGUCCACCAUGGCCCAGACCCUCAAGUACCUCGGCCAGGAGGAGGCGCAGCGCAUCGACGAGGAGCUCUUCAGCGACUACGGCUUCAGCGUGGACCAGCUGAUGGAGCUGGCGGGACUCAGCUGCGCCGUCGCCGUCUCAAGGGCGUACCCGCUGGCGUCGCUGCCCAGGGCCCGGCCGGCACUGCUGGUUGUCUGCGGACCCGGCAACAACGGGGGCGACGGCCUGGUCUGUGCCCGCCACCUCAAGCUGUUUGGGUACGAGCCCGCCAUCCUGUACCCCAAGAGGCCCAGCAAGACCCUGUUCCAGGGCCUGACCACGCAGUGCCAGAAGAUGGAGAUCCCCUUCCUGACGGAGAUGCCGGAGGCCGCCGUGGUGGACGAGGCCUACAACCUGGUGGUGGACGCCAUCUUCGGCUUCAGCUUCAAGGGCGCCGUGCGAGAACCGUUCGGCGCCAUCCUGGACGAGCUGAAGAAGAUCACGGCUCCCAUCGCGAGCAUCGACAUCCCCUCAGGCUGGGACGUGGAGCGGGGCGGCGCCGACGGGAUCCAGCCCGACACGCUCGUCUCCCUCACCGCCCCGAAGAAGUCGGCCUCCCAGUUCAAGGGCCGGUACCACUUCCUGGGGGGCCGGUUCGUGCCGCCGGGCCUGGAGAGGAAGUACCAGCUGAACCUGCCCCAGUACCCGGGAACCGACUGCGUGUUGCAGCUGUAAACCCGGCGCCGGCUUCUGGGGCUCGGCUCGGUCCGGGAGGGCUGUCUUGUUUAC
Messenger RNA from Cololabis saira (Pacific saury), 1047 nucleotides. RefSeq names its product NAD(P)HX epimerase (gene naxe). NCBI's taxonomy places the organism in Eukaryota, Metazoa, Chordata, Actinopteri, Beloniformes, Belonidae. The transcript has 7 exons. Gene Ontology annotation, molecular function: NAD(P)HX epimerase activity. The coding region runs from base 145 to 993 and encodes 282 amino acids. Gene Ontology annotation, cellular component: mitochondrion. The record is from RefSeq and is a predicted model, not a curated record.